Eimeria necatrix is the source of this 1137-nucleotide messenger RNA. RefSeq lists its product as hypothetical. The transcript has 4 exons. The record is from RefSeq and is a predicted model, not a curated record. Bases 1 to 1137 code for a protein of 378 amino acids. NCBI's taxonomy places the organism in Eukaryota, Apicomplexa, Conoidasida, Eucoccidiorida, Eimeriidae.
AUGGACCCGAAGAAGGACUCGAUCCGUCUGUCGACGUACGACGAGCUGUUCAGCUCCCCGCCGCGCGGGGGCCCCCCCGGCUCCCCGGGGGCCCCCUCGGGGCCCCCGGGGGCCCCCCUUGGGGCCCCGGGGGCCCCCUCGGGGGCCCCCCGAAGCGCGCUGAAGAAGUUCCGGAGCCUCAAGCGGAAGUCCCUGCAUGCAGGAAAAGCCACGGAACUGGUGGCCGCGCUGCAGCGGCAGCGGGUGGUGAUCGAUGAGCGAGCGAUCCACUUCGUGGCGGAGGCGCGGGCGGGCCGGCGGGCCGACGCGCGGAACUCCGUCUUCAAGUUGGCGCAGAAGUACAAAGUGCUGCCUGAGAGCGAGCGCAUGCAAAGAAUAAAACAACUUUACGGAAAAGUGCGGGAAAAUGAAGACUCCGGAGACGAAGAGUGGGACAAAGCUGCAGCAAGACUUCCUGGAAAACUUGACCCUCAGGCUUUUUGGAAGAUUCUGCACAAAGAGGACUCCAGAGAGCACUUGUUGACGGAGAUGGAGGAGAUCAACCAGGAGACUGCGGGGCUGGGGCCUGCGGUGGUUUCGCAGCAGCAGCUCACUGCAGCAGAGCAGGCGAAGGAGAUCGGGCUCAUGCUGCAGCAGAAGGAGCAGCAGCUGCAGCAGCAGCAGCAGCAGCAGCAGCAAGAGGGCGAGGAGGAGAAGGGGGAGCAGGAGGAGGAAGACAGCGAUGAGUCCGAUGUGGAGUUCGAUGACGACGACAUGAACACGCUGAAUUCGCUGCAAAGGGAAUUCGUCGGCAACAAUUUGUUCCAGUGGUUCAAAGACAUUCAAAAGGCGUACGAGAGCGGCGUGAAGCUGGUCAAAGUGAACCGAAUGGGAUACAAGUUCAUUCGCAUUGUCACAAUCAAAGAAAUGCUUCUCACCAUUCACCAGCCACACACCCACUCCCAAGCCAAAGUCGACCGCCAAGUCGCCGUCCAUUCAAUUGUUUCCGUUUCUUUGGGAAAAGACUCGAAGGAGUUCGCGGCUUUGGAGGAACUCGUCAAGGAAAAGAAAGAAGCAGCAGAAUUCAACCCGCAAGGCACUGUCUGCUGCGUGGUGAAGCUGCCAAAGAACAGGAGUCUUUCUCUUGUUUUUCUGUAA